This is a messenger RNA of Hermetia illucens (black soldier fly), 2396 nucleotides long. RefSeq names its product larval serum protein 2-like. The coding region runs from base 29 to 2164 and encodes 711 amino acids. The transcript has a single exon. The record is from RefSeq and is a predicted model, not a curated record. Lineage: Eukaryota; Metazoa; Arthropoda; Insecta; Diptera; Stratiomyidae.
CAAUUCGAAUUAGGCAUCAAUCACCACGAUGAGGUCGAUCACGGUUAUUCUUCUCGCGAGUUUCGCUAUUUUGGCUUCUGGGUCUUACAUGACCAAGAACGUUAAGUAUGCAGACAAGGACUUCUUGGAGAAGCAGAAAUUCAUCUUUGCCAUGGUACAACAUCCCUUCCAAGAUGAUAUCUACGAGAAAAAGUACAUGGAUGGAAAAUCGUUCAAAUUGGAGGACCACUUCGACCACUUUGAAGACGUUGAGAAAGUGAAGCUGUUCUGGGAUAUGUACUUGCACGAUCCGGUUCCUCCUGGCGAGAUUCUCACUUUGUUCACUACUCAUCACUACACCUACGUCAAGUACUUAUCCUACUUGUUUUUGUACGCUAAGGACUGGGACACCUUCUACAAGACAGUUCUAUGGGCAAGAUUCCACGUCAACAAGGCCGUCUUCAUCUACGCUCUCACGUUCGCCGUUACCCACCGUUCAGAUAUGCAAGGAUUUGUCCUUCCAGCUAUUUACGAAAUCUACCCGCAGCUGUUCUUCAACGCUGAAACUAUCCAGAAGGCACAGCAUUAUAAGAUGCAAGGAUUCCACGGAGUCAAGCUAGUUGAAAACGUAUACAACGUUGUUAUCCCUGUUAACUACACUGGUGUUCAUGGUCAUGUCAACAAGGAGAACAAACUUUCCUACUUCACGGAAGACAUUGGGUUGAACGCCUUCUAUGCUGAUUACAACAAGGACUACGCUUUCUGGACCAAGGGUAAAGUCGAUGGAGAUUUCAUCAAGGACCGCCGUGGUGAAUUCUGGUUGAACCUCCACCAACAAAUUCUUGCACGUUAUUACAUGGAACGACUUUCCAACAACUUGCCUGAAAUCGAAGAAUUCCACUGGGAUAUUGAGCAUUUCCCAGGGUACUACCCAGGACUUCGCUACUACGGUGGGGUACAUUUCCCAGAUCGUGAAAAUGACUACGGAUUCUAUCAUUCCGGAAAUUACCUCUACAUUGAUUUGGCCAUUAUGUACUCACACCGCAUCAUGGACGUCAUUGACAUGAAUUUCGCUAUUCUUCCUGAUGGCAAGCACUUCCCACUCGACAGUGUGAAGGUUGCUCUUGAAACCCUCGGCAACUUGAUUCAAGGAAAUGAAGACAGUGUUAACAGAAAACUUUACGGUAGCAUGGACUGGCUUCUCCGAACCAUCAUCAAUGAAGGAUUCCCAACCGGAGUUCACGGAAAUGAAGUUCCUGGAGUCUUAUAUCAUUACGAGACGAGCAUGCGUGAUCCCGCUUUCUACUUCAUGUACAAGUACAUGAUGAGAUUCUACUGGCAUUAUUUGAACAGUCUCAAACCGUAUACCAAGGAGGACCUCCUAUUUGACGGUGUGAAAAUUGAAAGUGUUGAAAUGGACAAAUUGAUCACUUACUUUGACAAAUUCGAUGCUGACAUCACCAACAUCGUCGACGUUGAACCCUACGAUGAGAAAGUAUCAACCGAUCUCUACAAAUUCGGCCGUGUUGCCAACUGGGAAGGCCAUGACUUCGUUAUUAAGGCCCGUCAGUUGCGACUCAACCAUUUACCCUUUACCUACAAAGUGAACGUUCACUCUGACAAGGCUCAUAAAGCUAUGGUGAAGGUAUUCAUCGGACCUAAGUUCGAUUUCUACGGUAAAAAGAUUGACUUUGCCGAUAAUCGCAAGAACUUCUUUGAAAUGGACGUCUUCCUCGUCGACUUGGUUGAAGGAAAGAACGUUAUUACCCGUAGCUCCAACGACUUCUCCUGGUACGUCAACGAUAGGACAACUUAUUAUGAACUCUACAAGAAGUUGUGGCAAGCCACUACCACUGACUACAAAUUCCCAUUGGACAUGUCUGAGGCUCACUGUGGCUUCCCUAACCGCUUGAUGUUGCCAAAGGGCAAGAAGGGAGGUAUGCCCUUCCAAUUCUUCUUCUUCAUCACCCCAUACCAUGAACCAGAGGUUAAGCAAUUCACUGGAUUCGACCCCACCAUCUCAUGCGGCAUUGGCUCCGGAGCUCGCUAUUUGUCCGACUUGCCUUUCAUCUACCCACUCGAGCGUAAGAUCGACGUAAAGAGCUUCUUCGUGGACAACAUGUACAUCUACGAUACCUACAUCUUCCACAAAUCCGAAGCUGACGUUAACGCCAUCCACUACUAGGAAGCAGUACAAAUAUGGGAAAAUAUAAUAUUUUUAUCUGACUAGCGACUAGAAAAGACAACAUCGAGAACGACAAACAUCAUACAAAUCGUUUCCAUCGAACAUCUUAACAAAUGGCUGUUGUAGCUUAGUUUUGUGUGUAAGUAUUAGUGUCGCAAAAUUAUAUGUUGUGUCAAGAUUGAGCAAAUAUUUAAAAAGGCAAAAAAUAAUAAAAAAAUAUCACAUGAGUCAA